AUGACGUGGCGGGAGGAGCUACGCAGUCGGCAGUUCUGGCGCGCCAUAGUUGCAGAGCUGCUCGGCACCCUGGUUUUAGUGAGCGCCGUGCUGGGUGCCUCUGUGCCGGGCCCUGGAGAGGCCCCCACGGGACCCCUGUACCCAGCAGUGGCAGUGGGUGUGGUGGUUGUUGCACUGGGACACUGUUUUGGAGAAAUAAGCGGGGCACAGGUGAACCCUGCACUGACUCUGGCUCUGCUGGCCACUCGGAGGCUGGAUGUCCUCAGGGCCGUUGUUUACAUGGCUGCACAGUGUUUGGGGGCCACUUUAGGAGCCGGGGCACUCUAUCUGGCCCUGCCAGUCAAAACGACUGCCGACCACUUUGUCAACAAGGUUCCCAUAGAGCUGAACGCAGCUCAGGCUUUGGGCAUCGAGGUUUUGUGCACCUUCCAGCUGGUCUUUACUGUGUUUUCUGUGGAGGAUCAGCGACGGAGGGAAAGUCCAGAACCAGGAAACCUGGCCAUUGGAUUAGCACACACUGCUGGAGUCCUCAUAGGGGCACGGUUCUCUGGUGCUAGUAUGAAUCCUGCACGUUCUCUGGGUCCCGCCAUCAUUACGGGCUUCUGGGAAAACCACUGGGUUUAUUGGAUCGGACCAGUGAUUGGUGCCAUACUUGCUGGGGGGUCCCAUGAGUUUUUCUUUGCACGCAGCGCUUCUCGGCAGAAGCUGGUGGCCUGUCUGACCUGUAAGGACAUCGGGAUUGUGGAGACGGCCAGCAUGACGGGAUCGUCUCUGUCCACGGUCACACAGAAUGCCAUGAGAGCCAAGCAGGCCAGCAAACAAGAAAACAACUGA
Molecule: messenger RNA, 834 nt
Organism: Plectropomus leopardus (leopard coralgrouper)
Lineage: Eukaryota; Metazoa; Chordata; Actinopteri; Perciformes; Serranidae
Product: aquaporin-4
Biological process (GO): water transport; transmembrane transport
Cellular component (GO): plasma membrane
Molecular function (GO): water channel activity
Source: RefSeq, a predicted model, not a curated record